Pogonomyrmex barbatus (red harvester ant) is the source of this 713-nucleotide messenger RNA. RefSeq lists its product as uncharacterized. Lineage: Eukaryota; Metazoa; Arthropoda; Insecta; Hymenoptera; Formicidae. The record is from RefSeq and is a predicted model, not a curated record.
AUCAGGUGGUUUAAGUAUCGACAGACUGUGCAGGAAUCUUGGAACACAUUUUUCGAUGAAAUUCCACUGCAAUUCCAUAAUCUCAAACGAUCCAGGUUGAAAUUACAUCCAGAAGAGACCAAAAUUAACUGCUGUGGCACUUUCAAUUAUCAAUCGAACAGCAAGUUGGAUAGCAAUUGCCUAGAAACGUAUCAGUAUGACCAUAGCAUUUAUUUCAAGACUAUCGGUGAUAUUAAAAACGACAAGAGAGACCAAAAUCACAAUCAAGAUAGAGUAUCCAUCAGCAGUGAAGAGAUCAUUGAAUGGAAUGCUAGCUCGCUCACUAAUUCGAUUCUAAGCCUUAAUACAUUGAUCUUUGAGGACACUAACAAUAUUUCAGAUGCCAUCACCGAACAAAAAGAGAACAGAGUAACACAAAGCAUUUGGCCAAUAGUGGAUUUGCCCAAACUAGACUUAAAUUUGUUACAUAAUCGAGGAAGAGAUGAAACAAUCCGAAAGAUAAAGUGGAUAACCAAGGUCAGAAGAAACGAAUCAAAGAAUCAGGAAAGAACAAAUAGAAUUCGCUUAUUCCGAAAAAUCAAACAAUUAGCCAAGGAUAUGCGGAAAUCAUCAAUUAUCGGCGAGAACAAUGUCAUUUCCGGGAUCUUUUUGAAUUACACCAAUAAUUUUAAUGUUAUAAACAAUUCUCUAGAUGAUAAAUAAAAAUAAAAUUU